Molecule: messenger RNA, 656 nt
Organism: Cetraspora pellucida
Lineage: Eukaryota; Fungi; Glomeromycota; Glomeromycetes; Diversisporales; Gigasporaceae
Source: the annotation of a GenBank genome assembly
AUGAAAAGACAAAGAAAUUCAUAUUCAAUAGAAGAAAAGCACCAGAUCGUGGAGUUGGCUCGUCAUACUUCAAAUACAUAUAUUGCCAACCAUUAUUCUUUAGAUUUAAUGAUGCUUGUCCGGGUUGGUUCUGGGUGUCACGCGUUUUUUUCUGAAAAAGAAGCUCAACUUUAUGAAUGGGUGAAGGAAGUUCGACAAAACGGUCUUGCUGUUACAUAUUCUAAUCUGAGGAUAAAAAUGGCUGAAAUAAUGAGUAAAAGUUCUAAACAAACAAAAGAUGAAACCAAAAACUGGCAUGGUUGUUUGGUUCCAGGACAAAAGGUGGAUAGACAAACCAGGAAUGGAAAAGUGGAUAAAGCUGAGUUUCGUUCAGGAAAUACUGAUUUGGCUGUAAUUCCUGGGGUCUCACUAAAUGACAUUUCUGAUGAUAUUAUUGUCCAAGUAUUUAAAAAAUGUGGUAUCUCCAAUUGCUUGUCAGGAAGUGAGGAUCAUUUAAUCUACGAUGAUUGUAAGGAUGAUAAAGAUGAUGAAUCUGAUGAAGAUGCUGCAGGAUCUGAUGAAAAUAAAGAAUAUGAUGAACAGCCUGAUGAAGGUGAGGAGCCUGAUGAAGGUGAGGAGCCUGAUGAAGGUGAGGAGUCUGAUGAAGAUGAGAAUAU